Messenger RNA from Poecilia reticulata (guppy), 4882 nucleotides. It is a transcript of the gene jak2b, whose product is annotated as Janus kinase 2b. The record is from RefSeq and is a predicted model, not a curated record. NCBI's taxonomy places the organism in Eukaryota, Metazoa, Chordata, Actinopteri, Cyprinodontiformes, Poeciliidae. Gene Ontology annotation, molecular function: non-membrane spanning protein tyrosine kinase activity; histone binding; ATP binding. Gene Ontology annotation, cellular component: cytosol; cytoskeleton; membrane. Gene Ontology annotation, biological process: protein phosphorylation; cytokine-mediated signaling pathway; intracellular signal transduction.
AAGCAUCACAAAAGUCAUGUUUUUCUUCCACUGAGUGGUGGAAUAACAAAUUUCUUUCUACGCCCCUUUUUCUGUUUAAUGAGAACGUAUUUGUAGUUUCAUAUCGGGGAAAUCUGCUUAUAAAAGUCUGAUAAUUUUGUUUUUUGUAAUUUUUUACGAUGGCGUCAUUUAUUAGAUCAGAGCUGCUUACAUUUGAACUUCUUUUUUUCCUUUCCUCCAGGGAAGUUCAACCAUAUGUUUUUGCUAGCGGGUAAUUCGCUGAUGCUUUGAUGUUUGGAGUCAUCCGGACAGAGUUCUUCAGAAUUCCCACCGCCGGUAAACGCACCAUUCAGUAUGGUGGGAGAGGCAGCUUUGUUGACUCAGUUGGAGCUCGGGAUAGCUGGAGCAGGCACUGACAAAGUAGCUAGCAAAGUGUCAUAGUUCGAGCUGCCUAGUCUGAAAUAUUUUAGUUAUGUAGUUAUAUGUACCAGCUUCAGAAGAAGCUUGUUUGUCAGCAAAUACAUUCGUGCGACCGGGACAAUUUAUAAACACGCACCAUGUUAGCGUUAGCUUAUAUGAGAAGAUUGACGAGAUAAACGAAGUUCCCCUGUAGGAGUGAGAUGGCUAAAGCUAGGUUGACCAGAGGUAGCGUCAGCCAGCUUUAGUCAGCUGGCAAGCUGUGUGAAACAUGGAAUCGUUAAUAUCUCCUCAAGGAUUUAUACCGUAAAUAAAUCAGGGAUUUUAUUCGGUGAGCGACAGCAGAAAGCAGUGGUAUCUCGGCGCUGCUUUUGGAGCUCUCUGUCCAGGAUUCGGCGCUGGCCUUGGAAGUUAGCAGACAGCUAAUAGCUAUCCACCACCAGGUGGAUGUUGCUGAUGGCUUCCCCGCCAGCUAUGGACACUGUGACGGACUCGCGUCCCACAGUGCACCAGAACGGGAACGCCCAUCGUGAAUCUUCAGACACAAGACCAGCUGCUCCUGUUCUGAGGCUUCAUUUCUACUACCGCAGCCAGGGAGCAGCUGACAGCGGCACUCUCAGCUACCCACCCGGGAACUACGUGGCUGAGGAGUUGUGUAUAGAUGCAGCCAAGGCGUGCUGUAUAUCACCCCUGUACUACAACCUUUUUAGCCUUUUUCGAGAGAGAGACAACUUGUGGUUUUCUCCCAAUCACGUCUUUCGAGUUGAUGAAUCGACCUCUGAAGAUCUGAUUUUCAGAAUACGGUACUACUUCCCUGGCUGGUACAGUAGUGGUGCAUCGCGAGCAUAUCGAUAUGGGGUCAAGAAAGGGUCAGAAAGUCCCGUCCUUGAUGAUUAUGUAAUGUCCUACCUCUUCUCUCAGUGGAGGAAUGACUUUGUGAACGGAGUGGUGACGAUUUCCAACUCCCACGAGUCACAGGAGGAGUGCCUUGGUAUGGCUGUGCUGGACAUGACGAGGACAGCUAAGGAGAGACAGAUGUCCCCUCUGGACAUCUAUCACAAUACAAGUUACAAGUCCUUCCUACCAAAGGAUAUGAGAAAUCAGAUCCAGGAUUGUAGUUUUUUAACUCGUAAGAGGAUCCGCUUUCGCUUCAAGCGCUUCAUCCAGCAGUUCAGUCAGUGUCGGACAACGGUGCGCGACCUGAAGCUGAAGUAUCUCAUCAGCAUCGAGUCGCUGGAGAAAGCCUUCUACACGGAGACCUUUCAGGUCAGAGAACCAGCCAGCGGGCAGCUCAUCAUCCUGGUGGCAGCGGACACAGGGAUACAGUGGUGCCGAGAGAAAUUAAAAGAUUCGGAUGAGGAGCCGCAGACAUUGUGCGACUUCCAUGAUGUCACAGACAUCAGCAUCAAACAGGCCUGCAAAGAAGGCACCACAGAGAGCCGGUUGGUCACCAUCAACAAGCAGGACGGGAAGAACCUGGAGCUGGAGUUUCCGAGUCUGUUUGAAGCCUUGUCAUUCGCGUCCCUCGUUGACGGCUACUAUCGACUGACCACAGAUGCACAUCACUACCUUUGUAAGGAGGUGGCCCCUCCCAGGCUUGUUGAGGCCAUAUCUUGUCAUUGCCACGGCCCCAUUUCAAUGGAGUUUGCUGUCAGCCGGCUUCAGAAGUGUGGAGACAAGCGGGGCUUAUACAUUUUGAGAUGCAGCCCAAAAGACUUCAAUAAGUAUUUUCUAACUUUCCCAGUGGAGGUGUUUGAUACGGUGGAUUACAAGCACUGUCAGAUCACCAGGUCCGCCGCUGGAGAGUUUAACCUCAGUGGAACCAAGAGGAACUUCAGCUCACUGCAGGAGUUGCUCAGCUGCUACCAAAAAGAAACGGUGCGCUCGGACGGCAUCGUGUUCCAGUUCAGAAAGUGCUAUCCCCCUCUGUCCAAAGAAAAGUCCUGCCUCCUCAUCUGCAGGAGCAACAAAGGUUCAGAAGUGCCUCUGUCUCCGUCGCUACAACGACACAACGUCAGUCAGAUGGUGUUUCACAAGAUCAGGAAAGAAGACUUGGAGUUUGUGGAGAGUCUUGGUCAAGGCACAUUUACAAAGAUCUUUAAAGGAGUUCGCAAGGAGCUCGGCGACUACGGGCAAAUGCACGAAACUGAAGUUGGGAUGAAAGUUCUGGACCAGGCCCACAGAAAUUACGCCGAGUCUUUCUUUGAAGCAGCCAGCAUGAUGAGCCAGUUAUCCCAUAAACACCUGAUCCUCAACUAUGGAGUUUGUGUCUGUGGAGAAGAGAACAUCAUGGUGCAGGAAUAUGUGAAGAUGGGUUCGCUGGACACCUACCUGAAGAAGAACAAGAACUCUAUAAACAUUCAGUGGAAGCUCGAAGUGGCAAAACAGCUGGCCUGGGCUAUGAACUUCCUGGAGGAAAAGCAUCUUGUCCAUGGGAAUGUUUGUGCCAAAAAUGUUCUGCUGAUCAGGGAGGAGGAUCGGCGGGCUGGGAAUCCCCCGUUCAUCAAGCUUAGCGACCCCGGUAUCGGCAUCACUGUCCUGCCUAAAGAAAUCCUGAUUGAAAGGAUCCCCUGGGUGCCUCCUGAAUACAUAAACGAGCCGAUGACUCUGAGCCUGGCUGCAGACAAGUGGAGCUUCGGCACCACGCUGUGGGAAAUCUGCAGCGGCGGAGAGAAGCCACUGGCAAUGCUGGACAACACAAAGAAAGUCCUGUUCUACAACGAUCACCAGCAGCUUCUGGCACCAAAGUGGACAGAAAUUGCUAACCUGAUCGCCAGCUGCAUGGACUACGAGCCGACGUUCAGGCCCACAUUCCGGGCGGUGAUCCGCGACCUUCAUGGCCUCUUCACACCGGACUACGAGCUGAUCAUGGAUGACAUCCUGCCAAACCGAACAACAGGUGCUGGUGGCACAGCUGGCAGCUUUGAGAAUCAGGAGCCAGCUCUGUUUCAAGAACGGCAUCUCAUAUUUUUACAGUUACUCGGCAAGGGAAACUUUGGCAGUGUGGAGAUGUGCCGCUAUGACCCGCUCCAGGACAACACCGGAGAGGUCGUUGCUGUGAAGAAACUCCAGCACAGCACAGCGGAGCACAUGCGAGAUUUUGAGAGGGAAAUUGAGAUUCUGAAAUCUCUCCAGCAUGAGAACAUCGUCAAGUAUAAGGGUGUUUGUUACAGCGCAGGUCGACGUAAUCUUCGCCUCAUCAUGGAGUAUCUUCCCUUUGGAAGUCUUCGCGAUUACCUCAUAAAAAACAUGGAGCGGAUCGACCAUAAAAAGCUGGUCCACUAUGCCUCUCAGAUCUGCAAGGGAAUGGAGUACCUGUCCAGUAAGCGGUACAUCCACAGAGACCUGGCGACACGCAACAUCCUAGUCGAGAGUGAGCUCAGAGUGAAAAUUGGAGACUUCGGCCUCACCAAAGUUCUGCCUCAGGACAAAGAGUAUUAUAUGGUCCAAGAGCCGGGAGAGAGUCCCAUAUUCUGGUAUUCCCCUGAGUCACUGACUGAGAGCAAGUUCUCUGUGGCUUCAGACGUCUGGAGCUUUGGAGUGGUGCUGUAUGAGCUCUUCACACACAGUUACAAGAACUGCAGCCCUCCUGCAGUAUUUAUGUCAAUGAUGGGUAACGAUAAGCAGGGGCAGCUGAUCGUCUAUCACCUCAUUGAGCUCCUCAAAUCAGGCAGCAGGCUGCCUCAGCCCCUGGGUUGUCCUUCAGAGAUCUACCAGAUCAUGGAGGAGUGUUGGGAUAAAGACCCAACCUCACGUCCGUCUUUUAACGAGCUGGCUCUGCGCAUCGACCUGAUCAGGGACACUGAGGAGUUUUAAAAGUCAAGUGCCCUCCUCACGUUGAACCACCACACUUGAAACACUGUUGCCCUGAUUGUGGCAGAAGGAUGAAGACCAAAGCAAAGAAAAGUGGAGCGCCGUGACUUGGAGCAAGGAUCUGCUCGAGAACUACUGCCGAGGUGCCUUCCAGCAAGGCAUUUGUGUAAUGUGGAGCAGCUGAGUGGCCUGGAAAUGUUUGGAUGGUCAAACUUUUGAAGCGGAUGUUGCUGAAACUGUAUUUGGUCAAAGUUUAAAAGAAGACUUGAAGCACCUAUAGAGACUGUGACGAGACUGUUGCCAGAACUAAAGCUGCAGAAGCUUGUGGAGAACAAGUUCUCUGUUUAUGUGUGUGCAUCUGCGUGUGCGUGUGUGUGAGAGGUCCAUACAGCUAGCUGGGCUAGCUCUUACCAUCCCCUUUUCUGUCACCUGAGAAGAAGUGGACUGAUAGCUUCUUUUUUUUGUUAAAUGUGUGUUCUUAACUGUAUUAUAGCCGUAAAUUGUGUACAUAUGUCCAGAAAUAUUUUAUAAUUUUUUUAAUUUAAAUAAUGUUAACACUAUAUUUGAAAUGCCAGCAACUGCCAUUGUUAAAGUAUGUGCAUACAAAGGUGAUUUGAACAAUCUGUCAUUGUUUUCAUUGUGAGAGGUGGCGUGAAAAUAAAGAAUAUAUCUG